This is a messenger RNA of Closterium sp. Naga37s-1, 918 nucleotides long. The record is from the annotation of a GenBank genome assembly. Lineage: Eukaryota; Viridiplantae; Streptophyta; Zygnematophyceae; Desmidiales; Closteriaceae.
AUGUCGUACCUGCUGCCGCAUCUGCACAGCGGGUGGGCCGUGGAUCAGGCGAUUCUGUCGGAGGAGGACCGCGUCGUCGUCAUCCGCUUCGGCCACGACUGGGAUGACGUGUGCAUGCAGGUGAGUGACGUGAGCAUGCAAGUGCGAUGGCGUGUACAUGCAGUUGGGACGGCGUGUGUAGAGGGGCGGAAAGAGCAUAUGGGAUGGGGGCAGAGCGUGCAGCAAGUAUCAUGUGGGAGACCAGAGGUGGGGAAAAUUCUCCAGGUGCUCACCAUCCCUGUCUUCCCAUUUCUCCUCCCACCGUCCACCGUCCAUGUCCCUCCUUUUCCCAUAUCCUUCAAAACCCCCCCUCCCUUUCACCUUCAUUUCUCCGCUCGCUCCCAUUUUCCUCCCCCUCAUUCAUCCCCCUCCGUCCUCACGCCGUUCAACCUCCCCUCUCUCCACCUCGCUCGUCCUUCCCCCAUUUCUCCCCUUUUUUUCUCUCCGCCGUUUUCCCAUAAGAGGUGCUGGAUUCUAACACCAUGUAAAAGCUCUAUCACCUGUUCUCUGCACUGCCAUAUGGAUGAAGUGUUGGCAGGAGUGGCAGAGACCAUAAAGAACUUGGCAGUGGUAUACCUGGUGGAUAUUUCCGAAAUGGACGAGGUGCUGGCAGGAGUGGCAGAGACCAUCAAGAACUUUGCAGUGGUUUAUCUGGUCGACAUCUCCGAAAUGGACGAGGUGCUGGCAGGAGUGGCAGAGACCAUAAAGAACUUUGCAGUGGUUUAUCUGGUCGACAUCUCCGAAGUCCCCGACUUCAACACCAUGUACGAGCUCUACGACCCAUGCACCCAUUGCCUCCUCCUCUCCCUCUGCUCCACCCUUCACCCCCGCUUUCCCAUCAGAUGGACGAGGUGCUGGCAGGAGUGGCAGAGACCAUAA